CUGGUUCAUGACACAGAGUGCGAACAGAAUGUGAUUGAUCUGGGUUUCUUUUUGAAGGCAAUGUUAUUUUUCGUGGCAAAGCAACGGAAGCAAACAGGGCAGAGAGCCCUGGGGUGGGCGAGAAGCCUUUGCCUUUUCGAUCCGGGUGGUGAAGGCUGGAAUAUUCACGGGGGAUUCCCUCCGCCGAUGUGGGCUGGCGGACGGAGAACGGAGCGGGGGAACUCUUGGGCGUGACGGCUGCAGUCAAGCCAACUUCAGCAGGGGCCGGGAAGGGCACACACACACCGCCCCGAAAGCUGGCAGCGAGGGUUUGUCGCCUGGGAUGGCAUCACACGACUUGCGGAAACAUUACUACACACUCAGUACAUCAAUGGGCCCCGCUUUGGUUGAGCAGAUCACAUGUUUCCUGUACAGCACCCAGGUUCUCAGUCAAUAUGAGCUUAAUGUCAUCAGCUCCAAGUCUGAUAUCCUUACAAAGGCAUCUGAACUACUUUCUGCAGUCAUCCGCAAGGGGAAGAAAGCCUGUGGCAUCUUCUUUCACGCGCUUGCAACGUGUGAUCCACAUCUGAGCAACCAAAUAAUGGGAACGCAAGUUAAUUCUACUGGUCGUACUUUACCAGCCCCUUCAUUUCAGAGGCUCACUUCUUCAAAUGAGUAUCUGUUGAGAUCUCAAGCAAGGCCUUAUGUUUCAGAGCUGCCAAGAACUGGAGAAGCGUUGUCCUUUCAAAAAGAACAGCGCCAGUCACUGCCGGUAAUCUGCAAGAUUUGUAUCUGCAAUUCAAGUCUAAACAAUUGUACCUUUGGGUCAAACAACAACAUAUCCAUUACGAGGUCGAUGUCAUUAUCUGUCUUGGAUAACUUUGCAGAGCCAGCAUCCAGUGUGAAUGCAGAAUGUGGGAAGGCCCUGGAAAAGGACUCUAAGUCCCACAGAUGUGGCAGGUGCAAUGAAAUGAGCACAAGUAGCAGGGAAGCCAUCCAAGUGGAAUCUGACAUUGAAAUAAUCAGGUCCAAGUUGCAAAACAUAAUUAUUGGAAACCAAAAUACAUUCACUUUGGUGGAAGAAUUCAGCGACGAAGAUGAUAAUGAGGAGAAGGAGCUGGACGAAGAGUAUGAGGAAAAUGAAUGUGAGGAGAGAGAAGAUACAGAACAGUUAACGAAUGAAACCAGGCAGCCAGAAGUAGUGCAGCAAUUGGAAUGCUGCAGGUUAAUGGCUGGUUAAUAAAAAUGGAUCCAUCAGCUGAGCUUUAUGGGAUGUUUACGGUUCUGUCCUCGCUCGCCUAAGGAUGGUUGCCCCCUUGGCUAUUUCAUGGGGGACUUCUACCCUACCCCCACCCCCGGGACAGGAAGUACACCUCAGGGAACUGCUGGCCAAUCAGACACUGACUUUUUCCCAGUACUGAUGGGAUGGCCACUGUCAGUACUGCACUCAGGGUGGCGGUGGGGUGUUGAGGGGGUGAGCUGUCCUGAAUUUCGGGGUUUAUUGUUACACCAUUUUUGUAUUUGGAAUGAAUUCAAUCUUGAACGUACCUCAAAGACUGAUCAUCUGGGCUGGACAAUUCCAAAGAUUCACAAUCCUCUGAGUGAAGGAAGUCAGCAGCAAUGACCAAGAGGCCAGAGAGUGAGGGGGUUCUCAUAUGGGUGGCGUGUUACAGAAAUAGGGAGGGUAAGGAACACUCGAGAACAAGCACUCCCAAUUUCUCCAAUCCGGACAAUGAUCAGGAUUUGGUGAGUGUAAAUACAACAGAUGGGAUAAGACCAGAAAACAAUGCUGCCCUCUCCCAGUUGCAGGAUUUAUUGUUGGAAGUGACAAUGAUGACAAGGAUCUCAAAAAGAAUGCAUAUGUCAGGAAUGUCAACCAUUAAUUAUGCAUGGGUGUCUUAAGAUUCCCUGUGUAAGUUGCCCUGCAUGCCUUGUAUCCAGCAAUUAAAUGGUUAAAAAGGUCAGUAGGAAGUGAAAUCAACAGCUCCCCACAUAUGAAAUUUCAAAUGUUAAAAAAAACAUACAUUACCCUACAAUACAAAGGACAUGUUUUUCAUUUUGUUGGAAUCCAGCUGUACCACUUAUUUUGGUCAAGCACAUAUUUUAACAUCUUAUGUGGAACCAUGCUUUUCGAAGGAUGGGAGGCUAUCGAAAAGUUCUACUGGAAUAAAGGAUUUUAGAUAUGUGGAUAGGGCUGGAGAAGUUAGGUUGUUCUCUUCAGAGCAGACAAAGCUAAUGGGGCUUUAGGCUCAUCACGAUUUAAAGAGGGAAAAAUGGUUUUCAAUGCUGAAGAUUCAUUAACCAGAAGAUACAGAUUUAAGUUAUUUGACAAAAUAACCAGAAGGUAAAUGGGAAAAAAAGGGCUUUUUUUUUAUACAGCAAGUGGUUUGGAUUUGGCUUGCAUGACCUGAUAGGGUGGUGGAAACAGAUCAAAAGCAGCCUUAAGACAAUUCGAUAAAUACCCAAAGGAGAAAAGUUGCAGAAAUAGGAGGAUGAAAUGGACAAGUGGAACUAUCUGAAUUGCCCUUUGAACCUUUGGCAGAACCCCAAACAGUCAAAUAGCCUCAUUCAAACCAGUACCUGGCUCUGCACCAGACCACUGGUUAGUCACUCACUAGCACUCAGCUCCACACUACUGUACAUAAAUAUAAAUGUAUAUCAAUCACUCCUCUAUCAAUGGGUAGAGUUUAUAAGCUAUCUUACCCGUGAAUGGUAACAAUAAAUUUAUUUCCAUGUAUUAGCUUAAGUAUGAUCAAGACUGCCAAUGUGGAAAAUAAAAGUGUUUUGUGUGAAUAAAA
Rhincodon typus (whale shark) is the source of this 2777-nucleotide messenger RNA. Its product is annotated as caspase-1. NCBI's taxonomy places the organism in Eukaryota, Metazoa, Chordata, Chondrichthyes, Orectolobiformes, Rhincodontidae. The coding region runs from base 323 to 1219 and encodes 298 amino acids. Gene Ontology annotation, biological process: regulation of apoptotic process. The record is from RefSeq and is a predicted model, not a curated record. The transcript has 6 exons.